GGGGGGCCGGUGGGAAGAUACAAAAACCGAGAUAAAUGUAGAAAAAUUCAGUGAUUAAUCGAAUGCUGAUUCGCGAUUUGAGGAGCGCGGAGCACACAGAUAGUUAUCUUUCGUACGAAGUCGCGAUGAACGUGACAAUUGUCUCACGCGACAGCAAAAGAUUUUCUUGCUUCGACGAUUCAGAGCUGUUCGUGCAAUAUUAUUCGCCAACGUCGAGCGAUGUCUAGCUCGGAUUUAUUGAGCACUGAAUGCGAAGAGUGUGUGGAAUUUUUCGAUGUUUGCCUCGCGCUAGAUCAUCAAGAGGUGACAAAGCUGGACACUAACAAUGAGGUAGAAUAUUCACAAGAAGCGAUAGAAUUGCAAGACGCCAGGGUGCAAGAGACUACCAUGACUUGUCUGGGGACACUAGUAUUUGCGGACAAACAUUCUAGACAAUCAUUGAGUAUGAGUGAUUCGACCAAAACACAAGUUGUCAAUUCUUUGUCCCUUGCUUAUGAAGAUCUUUUCACCAUACCACAUAACAUAUUGCAAGAUUUUGGUACCGCUAUAUAUCACUUAGAUAUUAGCCACAAUAUGUUCAGUAGGAAUUUACAAUUUCUAUCAGAAUUUGACAACUUGAGAUCUCUCAACAUGGAUCACAAUAUGAUAGACGACACUACUGUGUUCCCACACAUGCCAAAUCUUGAGCUUCUGUGGCUGAAUCAUAACCAGAUUGCAAAUUUGUAUCCAUUUGUCAAGAAUCUCCAAAGAAGUAUACCGAACCUCAAAUACUUGUGCCUUAUGGGAAACAAGGCAGCACCUAGUUAUCUUAAUGGUGGAACUUUCUAUGAUUACAUUAACUACAGGUUAUUCGUGUUAUCCUGGUUUCCAUAUCUGGUGCACUUGGAUGACAGAACAGUAACUGAAGAACAGAGAUUGGAAGCUAAGAGAUUGUACAAACGACCAAUUUAUGAAGACUUGAUACCACUGCCAAAAUGCAUAAAAGAUCUAAGCGACAAAAUAAUUGUAUCCAAACCACCAAUUCCUAAUACACAACAAGUGGCAAGAGAAAGGAAUUCUAUUAUUUGAGUAGUAUUCAAGCGCAGCUCAAAAAAAAAAAAAUCUUAAU
This is a messenger RNA of Pseudomyrmex gracilis, 1108 nucleotides long. RefSeq names its product leucine-rich repeat-containing protein C10orf11 homolog. The transcript is spliced from 5 exons. Bases 220 to 1068 code for a protein of 282 amino acids. Lineage: Eukaryota; Metazoa; Arthropoda; Insecta; Hymenoptera; Formicidae. The record is from RefSeq and is a predicted model, not a curated record. Gene Ontology annotation, molecular function: protein binding.